Messenger RNA from Penicillium daleae, 2388 nucleotides. RefSeq lists its product as uncharacterized. The transcript is spliced from 15 exons. NCBI's taxonomy places the organism in Eukaryota, Fungi, Ascomycota, Eurotiomycetes, Eurotiales, Aspergillaceae. Gene Ontology annotation, molecular function: transmembrane transporter activity. Gene Ontology annotation, biological process: transmembrane transport. The record is from RefSeq and is a predicted model, not a curated record. The coding region runs from base 1 to 2388 and encodes 795 amino acids. Gene Ontology annotation, cellular component: membrane.
AUGACUGAACCCGAAAUUGAUCCCGGCUCUAGCCUGAGCAAAAGCCAUGACCCGCAUAAGCUCCCCUGGUAUGAGCCCGAACUCACAGAGGUCCAGCCCAAGGCUAGGGAAAUUCUCGAAAAUUAUAGCAACAUUCCACCUGAUGAGGUCGUGCAACAUGUUAACAAACUGCGAGAUCGGGCUUUUGCGAUAUUUCCAUACCCCUGCGUCGGCGGAUUCCAGAUCCUCGAGCGUCUCAAGUCUGGAGGGAAAUUACUAGACGUUGGCUGCGCACUGGGCCAAGUGCUGCGCCGCUUGGUCUUCGACGGCGUACCAUCCUCCAAUCUCUACGCCACGGAUCUCCGUGCCGAUUUCUACGAGGCCGGUUUCGACCUCUUCAAGGACCGCUCAACUCUAAAAGCCCAGUUUAUCGAAGCAGACAUCUUCGAUGCAAACUCUGCACUGGCGCAGCAACUCACCGGCAAAAUUGAUAUCGUCAAUGCAAACUCCUUCUUCCAUCUGUUUACCUGGGACCAGCAGGUUACCGCGGUAAAACAGGUUAUUGCGUUGCUACGUCCGCGCCCGGGGUCUUUGGUUGUUGGGCGCCAGGUGGGACGGAAGAAUCCUAUUGACCCGGAUGAUGAGGAGAAUGCAUCGAAGAGGUAUUGUCAUGAUGUUGAGACGUGGAAGAGGCUUUGGAGACAGGUUGAGAGUGAGACGGGGAGUCGGUGGGAGGUUGAGGCUUGGAUGGAGGUGUGGGAGGGGGUGGAAGGGGUUUUUGCAAAGUAUCGUCCUGAUGUGGAGAGUUUCAAGAUGCGGUAUUUCAUAUCGAAAGAAGGCGCAAAGAAUAACGUGGUCGACAUGGCCGAAAAAGUAGAGAAACUCCCCACAGCGACAUCUUCACCCGACAUCUCCAAGGGCGAGUCUGGUUUCGAGUCAACACUUCCUCAACACGGCAAAGUGCAUUACGUCGAUCGCGACCAGAAUGGUAUUCUUCCUUCGUACGGGGAAGAGCUCAUUCCAGGGUACGAUGCCAAUCUUAUGGGUGCGAGGGCCACGUUGAGUAGCGCUGAGGAGAAGAAGCUUCUACGACGGAUUGACUGGCACCUUAUCCCUCUGCUGGCUGUGAUGUAUAUGCUCAAGAGCGUCGAUUUUACAAAUGUCUCUUAUGCCCUAACGAUGGAUAAAGGCACACCUCGCAAUAUCCUGAAGGAGCUUAAGAUGACAUCGAACCAGUAUAAUCUGGUGACUGCCAUGUACUAUAUACCGUAUAUUCUCGCCGAAGCUCCAUCCAACCUUCUCUUGAAAGGUGUGCGACCGUCCGUAUGGCAGUCUCGAAUCAUGGUAUCUUGGGGCAUCGUUCUUUGCUGCCACGCCGCUGUAACAAAUAAGCAAGGGUUAUACGCUGUUCGGUUCUUCCUGGGCCUUUUCGAAGCUGGCCUCUGGCCAGUACUUGUCACUCUUCUGGGAAACUUCAGCUCGGUCAUUAGUGGAGUACUUGCAUUUGCAUUUAACGGUGUUGUCACGGGUGGCUUAUCGGGUUGGAAGUGGUUGAUAUUGACCGAAGGCAUCUUCACGGUCUUUCUCGGAGUUUUUACGUACUUUUUUCUACCCGAUUUUCCGUCGACUGCUUCGUGGCUUUCUGAGAGAGAAAAAGCAUUCAUCCAAGCACGCCUUCCGAGCAACUCUCCACGAGCAGCAGAAGCAAACUUCAACUUGCAGGAGCUGAUUACAACUUUGAAGAAUAAGAGAAUCUGGCUCUUCCUGCUAUGCUGGGCCUUUUUCACAAUCGGCACUACUGGCCUUACGUUCUACCAGCCGACCGUUAUUGCCAAUCUUGGCUUUACUUCAAUUGGCCAAGCACAGCUUCUGAAUAUCCCCUCUGCUGUAUUUGCAGUGAUUUUGACGAUCGCUUUCGGAAUCUUUGCAGACACUGGACGUAUCCCUCAACCAGCAAUUCCACUCUUCUUUAUGAUUGUGAUUGAAGCCUGUUAUGGAGUUCUCUACGCUUUCCCUAGCAAUGGUGGUGUUUACGCAGCCACGAUCAUUGCCGGUGGUUUCUCAACCGCAUGGUACACCAUGAUGUGGCCUUGGCGAGUCCAGACUACAGAGGGCGCGACUGGCUCAGCAUUCGCAAUUGCCUUUGCGAACAGCUACGGUCAAAUCGGAGGAGCAGUUGGGUCUCAACUGUUCAAUUCGCGAUACGCACCGCAUUACACCACUUCGUUUGGAAUCGCCAUGGGAUUUAUUGGAAUGGCCAUAGUCAUGAAUGUUAUAACUUGGGCGUUUACUUGGCGGGUUGAUGUUGAUACAAGAAAGCUGAAGAGGAUCAGGACUGCAGCGGCUAAGCAAAAUCAGGCUGUACUAGAUGAUGUGGAUAUUCAUGCUGGAGAGAAGAAAAGGCCGUGA